AUGGGAAAGGGUGGUUAUAUCGUCAGCGGAUUUGGUUACCUUACUUCGACUAACGAAUACAAGGUCGUCAGAAUUUGCUACCCUACUGAAAAACUCGAUUACCCUCAAAGCAGUGCUGCAGGAUGGGUUGAAAAACUCGAUUACCCUCAAAGCAGUGCUGCAGGAUGGGUUCAGGUGUACACUCUUGGGAAUAAUAACAAUAGCGGUUGGAGAGUCGUCGGAGAAAUCACCGCCACAUUAUGGUUGUCGGGCGUCCAAGCAAACGGAGCAUUGCAUUUUAUGGACGAUGUAAAUUGGAAGAUUGUGACGCUCGAUUUAGAAUCAGAAGAGAUUGGGGUGCUCCCAUCACCACCUUGUUUCCAAAAAUUUAAGGAUCCUUCUUUUCAAGUCCAAGUUUUGGGAGGGCACUUGUACGUUGUUCAUCAACAAAGUGGUGAAUACGUAGAUAUAUGGUUAUUCCAACAUAACGAGAAUAGGGAUCAUUACGAGCGAAGAGAAAAGGAUUUUGAAUCUUGGAGUUGGAGUAAAAAGUUCUCAAUAGAAUGGAAGCACAUGAGCAUAGUUGAUUACUAUCAGCCAUUUGCUAUAACAGAGAAAAAUGAAUUUCUAUUUUGGAUCGUGUCGUACGUUCCGGUGGAAGACCAAGAGGUGGUUAUAGAAGACCAAGAGGUGGUUAUACAAGACCAAGAGGUGGUUAUAGAAGACCAACCGCCACCGGUGCAAGUUUUCGAGGACACAAGUGCUCACUGUGAAAACAACUAUGAGUGGAAAGAUCCGAAAGAUGCAAAGAAGUGGGCUCGAGAAUAA
This is a messenger RNA of Papaver somniferum (opium poppy), 807 nucleotides long. RefSeq names its product F-box protein At3g07870-like. NCBI's taxonomy places the organism in Eukaryota, Viridiplantae, Streptophyta, Magnoliopsida, Ranunculales, Papaveraceae. The coding region runs from base 1 to 807 and encodes 268 amino acids. The record is from RefSeq and is a predicted model, not a curated record. The transcript has 3 exons.